Vollenhovia emeryi is the source of this 1257-nucleotide messenger RNA. Its product is annotated as E3 ubiquitin-protein ligase RNF181-like. The transcript has 2 exons. Gene Ontology annotation, biological process: protein ubiquitination. The record is from RefSeq and is a predicted model, not a curated record. Bases 284 to 724 code for a protein of 146 amino acids. NCBI's taxonomy places the organism in Eukaryota, Metazoa, Arthropoda, Insecta, Hymenoptera, Formicidae. Gene Ontology annotation, molecular function: ubiquitin protein ligase activity. Gene Ontology annotation, cellular component: cytoplasm.
UCCUCUCGCUCCGUGCUCGAGACUGUGACUUCUCGUUUCAUUAUGAGUUGAGGUUUUUGACAGACACGUAGACGUAAUGCUAUGCAGUUGCGCAUAGUUGUGCAGUGAUAGCUCUAUGUGUUAUGUCGAGAGAUUACGAGAGGUCUGCGAGACGAUGAUCUGAUCACUAUAGUAUUCAAGAUAAAAGUGAAGUUACCGUUUGUCACGAUAAAGGUGGACGUUGCUCGCGACCGAUCUCGCUGUUCUGUCCGUGAAUCAGGUCUCCUGUAGUAAUUCCGACGACAUGUCCGAUUAUUUUACGGAGAUGGGCUGGACGCCACUGAGUGACGGAGAGGCGCCGAACCCUCUGAUUCAAAUGGCACGGUUCCUGCGGGAUUUUGGCAUGUGGGACCUGGUCGGGCAGGACACAGAACUUCCGCCACCAGCGUCGAAGGACGCGGUGGCCAAUUUACCGGAAAUUAAGAUUGAAUCCGGUGAGUCGAAGCAGUGUCCAGUUUGCCUCAAGGAAUUCGAGACGGACAGCAAAGCAAAAUCGAUGCCCUGUCGUCAUGUGUUUCAUCAAGAAUGUAUCGUACCGUGGUUAGAAAAAACUAACUCGUGUCCGCUCUGCCGAUACGAAUUGCCAACGGACGAUGAAGACUACGAAAUGUACAGAAAAGAAAAGAAGCGAGCGGUAGAAAGAGAGAAAGACUUGGAAUCAUUGCAUAAUUCUAUGUUUACGUAAAUGUGCAGAUAUUCCACAAUAGAUUUGUUUUUAUUUCACAUCCUAAUUUAAAUUAAGGAUUAUCGUUAUAAUUGAAUAUGUUCAUAUCAUUCGUGUGUUAGAUUCUUGAAUUACCGGUAGUCGCAAAGGUAGUCGGCGAUUAUGUAAUCAACGCACGCGUAUAUUGAUAAGAUUUGUACUUAGCGUUUAUCAAAGAAAAUGUCUUGUAACCAAAAAGAUAUAGAAAAGAAACACAAAUAUAUAAAACAUAUAUUUUGUACACAUUUUCUCGAAUACGAAUGUUACGGUGAGGGUUUCAACAAUCUCUCGUUUGUGCUGCGAAAGAUGAUUGAAUAAAGAGACAUGGAUUAUUAAUAGGAAAUAAUGUUUAUUAUACAGUGUACAUAUUUAUUAACUUCAUUUAUUUUUAUUUCUGUUAUAAAUUUUAUAUUAAUAAUUGUAUUAUGUUUUUUUUUGCCGAGCGACGAAUGCCUUGAUCAGUGUGCGCUUAGACUAUAACAAUCUCCGUAAAAAGUAUAGAAACUUCUGAUUUU